GGUAUUGAAGGUUGGAUGCUGGAGGCAGAUAGGUAGAGAGGAAUCCUCCAGAGAGAUCCAGGCAUCAUGUCCUCCUCCACACCGGUGUUGCUGCAUCUGCUGCUACUGGUCUCCCUGGCUUCAGCGGGACACUUCUAUGGAGGCUCCAUGUCUGUCACCCCCAAAGGGAGGAACGCUGACGGAACAUUCAAGGUGGAUUUACGCUACAAGAAUACCCAUGACUGGUGUGAUUACGAUGGCUGGUAUUGUUCUUCAGGGAACUGCGGCUCUUCUGUCAAAGAUGUCAGAGGCACAAUUGACAGCAGCAGCAGAGGACGGAGUGGUUACAACAACCAGUGGUGUGAAACUGAAACAGUCGAGACCAGAAAUAUCCCCAGUGAUAAACCUUUUCAAUUGAUACAAAACAGCUGCUGUUGGAUCCCAACAGUAAACGGUCUUGGACCUUGGAGCCUGGAAACACAAGUGGAUCUGGGAACAAGAUCUGAUACUGGUGAACCCAACAGAUCUCCAGUCACAGCCAUUCUUCCUUUCAUACGUGUUCCCCAGAACUGUCAGAGGUCCUACAACCUCAUGGCCUUUGACCCUGACGGUGAUCGUGUCAGAUGCAGAUACGGAUUGGUCAGACCUGAGUGCGAUAGCUGUGAUCAGCCUUCAGGUUUCUACCUGGAUCAGGGCUCUUGCUCCUUACAAUACGGCUACACUUCAACGAGUGGCGUCUACGGGUUUGAGCUAGUUGUAGAAGACUUUCCUAACCAACACAUCACCCUGUCCUACACCGAUGGCUCUAGUUCCUCCAGGGCACCGCUUCAUGCAGGGAGACGCCGACGCUCCAGCUACCAAACAACCGUCUCCUAUCGCUGGUGGUGGAGCCAAACCACCACAACUCCUUCUCCUUGGUGGUGGAGCCAAACCACCACAACCGCCCCCUGGCCCACCACCAACCCCGCCCCCCGGCCCACCACCACUACCCCCCCCUGUGACAUUACCAGCGCCGCCACCACCACCAGGCCCACUACCACCGCCGCCACCACCACCACCAGGCCCACUACCACCGCCACUAUCACCAGGCCCACUUCCACCAUCCCCUCCUGUGACAUUACCAGCGCCGUCACCACCACCGCCCCCGACACCACCACCAGGCCCACUACCACCGCCCCCGACACCACCACCAGGCCCACUACCACCGCCCCCGACACCACCACCAGGCCCACUACCACCGCCCCCGACACCACCACCAGGCCCACUACCACCGCCCCCGACACCACCACCAGGCCCACUACCACCGCCCCCGCCACCACCACCAGGCCCACUGCCCCCGCCACCACCACCAGGCCCACUACCACCGCCCCCGCCACCACCACCAGGCCCACUACCACCGCCCCCGCCACCACCACCAGGCCCACUACCACCGCCCCCGCCACCACCACCAGGCCCACUACCACCGCCCCCGCCACCACCACCAGGCCCACUACCACCGCCCCCGCCACCACCACCAGGCCCACUACCACCGCCCCCGCCACCACCACCAGGCCCACUACCACCGCCCCCGCCACCACCACCAGGCCCACUACCACCGCCCCCGCCACCACCACUAGGCCCACUACCACCGCCGCCGCCACCACCACCAGGCCCACUACCACCGCCGCCACCACCACCACCAGGCCCACUACCACCGCCCCCGCCACCACCACCAGGCCCACUACCACCGCCGCCACCACCACCCCCAGGCCCACUACCACCGCCCCCGCCACCACCACCAGGCCCACUACCACCGCCACCACCACCAGGCCCACUACCACCGCCGCCACCACCACCACCAGGCCCACUACCAGUGCACCGGUUCAUGCAGGGAGACGCCGACGCUCCAGCUACCAAACAACCGUCUCCUAUCCCACUACCACCACCACCACCAGGCCCACUACCACCACCCCCUGGCCCACUACAACCCCCCCCUGGCCCACUACCACCACCACCACUACCACCACCACCCCAGGAAGCCUGUAUCCCUCCACUGCUCCCCUCAGCAAACUCCCUCUGCAUUUCUCUCUUCUGGUGGACUCUAGUGUUCCGUCCUGCGAUGAGGGUAUGUACCUGCCCAGGUUCGUGCAGCCGACACCACACAACGGAGAACAUCUCCACGCCGAGGUCAACAAAGAGCUGGAGUUCAGGGUCAAGGCCGAGGCUACACACUCAACGAUUAAUGAUGUCAUCGUCAGUGGACCUCUGAACAUCACCAAUCACAUGACUACCCAGGGGGAGUUUGUCAUCCGGUGGACACCCAUCCGGGACAAUCUGGGGGAGUAUUUCCCCAUUUGCUUCAUCACUGAGGGGAUUUCUGGAUCUAGUGUCUAUCAGUCUGAGAUGAGAUGUGUUGUGGUGGAGGUCGGACGCAAAAAGGUCAAAGCCAAGGUGGUGUGUGACGAGACCAAGAUGACGGUAGAAGUGGAGAAGUCCUCUGUUACUGAAAUUCACGAGGACCACCUCCGCCUCAACGAUCCCAGUAACUCUGCCUGCGACCUGCAACGCCUCUCUAACAGCACCCACAUCAUUGGAGUCAUCCCCCUCAAUGCCUGUGGCACUCAGAUAGAGGAGGACGACGACAACCUCAUCUUCAAGAACCAAAUCACCACCUUCGACAACCCCAACGACAUCAUCACCAGGCACCACCAGGUGGAGUUCCAGUUCUACUGCCAGUACGCCAAACGUGGCAACGUGUCCCUGGGCUUCACUGCACACAGGGACAGCAUCACGGUGGUGGAGAAAGGCUUCGGCACGUUCACCUACCAGUUUGAGUUCUACCAGACCAGCCAGUUCGCCAACAUGGUGGAUCCCCGUGACUACCCGUUAGACGUGGAGGUGAAGCAGAUGAUCUACAUGGACAUCGAGGCCGUGUCCACUGUGAACAACACUGAGCUCUUCGUGGAGUCCUGCAGAGCGGCGCCGUACGACAACCCCGACUACCAUCCCACCUACCCCAUCAUAGAAAACGGGUGCAUUGUGGACGAGACGGUUCAAAUCUUCUCACCGCGUCACCAGAGACAUUUCCAGUUCGGAAUGGAGGCUUUCAAAUUCAUCGGAAUGCAUGACCAGGUGUACAUCAGCUGUUCAGUGAUCCUGUGUGAGGCUGGGAACCCCAACACCCGGUGUGCCCAGGGCUGCGUCAACUCCACCUCCCCCCAGCCUGCUGGUCACCACCACCACCGCAAGAGAGAGGCCGCCAUGCAAACGGCCAAACACCACAUCUCCCAGGGUCCUUUGCGCCUGAGAAAGAGUUCAGAGAGCUCAGUGACCAACGUGAACAUGGGGUUGAUGGUUGGGUGUAUCGUAGCAGCCGUUGCCGUGCUGUGCGGAGUGAUGCUCUACAAGUCCAAAACAUCAGGCGUUAAAUACCAGCCCCUGACAACAUUUGAGACUUAGUCCCAUGGCAACCAUCCUUUCACGUAGAGUCUGCAUUAUAGAAAGAAGGAUGGUGGGAAAUAUUGAACAUUUGAAAAGUGGUCUCUUUGACUUUAACGAUGAAAUGUCUCUUGAGAUCAAUACAAGAAUAUGCAUUAAUCCGUAAACGUACUUAGCGGUGACUCCGAUUAUAACAAUGUGUCUUGGCUGACCAGGUUAAAAGUUCUGAAUAGCCACUCGAGCACCAGUAGGAUUGCAGGUGUUCAUACAUCACAGGAAGCUGCUGAGGGGAGCACAGCUUAUAAUGUCCGGAAUGGAGAGAAUUGAGUGAAUGGUAUUUGAUUCCACUCUACUCGUUUCACUCCAGCCAUUACCAUGGUCCCGUGAUCCCCAAUUAAGGUGCCACCAACCUCCUGUGAUGUGUAUAUAUAUAUAUAUAUAUAUUUACUGUAGCCUGUCCUAAACACAUUUGACCCAUAUAGUGCCCUCUAGUGUACAAAUGAAAUGUAAUUUACAAAUACAGAACAGCUAUAAUCCACACAACAUCCGUAGAGGUUUGGCCCAAAUGUCUCCUACAACUUGUUUGACCAGUUUAACUCCUGCUUCUUCUUACUGUCUGUAUUGUGAUGUGGGGAAAGUCAUGUGAUACUGGGAUGUGCUCUGAAAUAUUUGACCGUUGUCACGUUCUGGAAAGCUUUCUAUAUUGGCCAGGGUCUGUUGAACCAGGGAUCAAUUACAUUUAUUUGUUGUGAUUGUGUUACAUCAAAAUGGAACCCUGGUUAAAAUAAAUGUUUAGUCUAUAUGAUGUAAUGAAUUACUGUAAAAUUGCCCUUUCAAAUAAAUGAAUGUAUUGGUAUUAA
This is a messenger RNA of Oncorhynchus mykiss (rainbow trout), 4256 nucleotides long. The record is from RefSeq and is a predicted model, not a curated record. NCBI's taxonomy places the organism in Eukaryota, Metazoa, Chordata, Actinopteri, Salmoniformes, Salmonidae.